Messenger RNA from Neohortaea acidophila, 1332 nucleotides. RefSeq names its product endoplasmic reticulum vesicle transporter-domain-containing protein. Gene Ontology annotation, biological process: retrograde vesicle-mediated transport, Golgi to endoplasmic reticulum; endoplasmic reticulum to Golgi vesicle-mediated transport. Bases 1 to 1332 code for a protein of 443 amino acids. Gene Ontology annotation, cellular component: endoplasmic reticulum membrane; Golgi membrane; COPII-coated ER to Golgi transport vesicle. The transcript has 2 exons. The record is from RefSeq and is a predicted model, not a curated record. NCBI's taxonomy places the organism in Eukaryota, Fungi, Ascomycota, Dothideomycetes, Mycosphaerellales, Teratosphaeriaceae.
AUGCCUGCAAAGAGUCGAUUCCACCGGCUCGAUGCCUUCACCAAAACCGUCGAGGAUGCGCGCGUCCGAACCACCUCCGGCGGCACCCUGACCCUCCUCUCGCUCCUCCUCAUCCUCUACCUCACCUGGUCCGAAUGGGCGCAGUACCGCCGCGUGCUCAUCCAGACCGAAAUCGUCGUCGACAAGGGCCGAGACGAGAAGAUGGAGAUCCACAUGAACAUCUCUUUCCCCCGUGUGCCCUGCGAACUCCUGACGCUGGACGUCAUGGAUGUGUCGGGCGAGGUGCAGACCGGUGUCAUGCAUGGUGUGUCGAAGGUCAGGUUACGGCCGCACCAGGAGGGAGGGGGUGAAGUACCCGGAGCGUCGGCUCAGCAGCUCAUGUUGAAUGAAGAACGGGAGGCGCUGGAGCACCUGGAUCCAAACUACUGUGGCGAGUGCUAUGGAGCGCCGGCGCCAGAGAACGGGCUCAAGAAAGGGUGUUGCCAGACGUGCCAGGAAGUGCGGGAUGCGUACGCUAGCAUUUCGUGGUCUUUUGGGAGGGGAAACGGCGUGGAGCAAUGCGAGAGAGAGCAUUACGGCGAACACCUUGACGAGCAACGCGCCGAGGGAUGUCGAAUUGAAGGCAGCAUUCGAGUCAACAAGGUGGUGGGCAACUUCCAUUUCGCCCCCGGCAAGUCAUUCUCGAACGGCAAUUUGCAUGUCCACGAUUUGGACAACUACUUCACCGAUGCCCGUGACUCUCCUGGCAUCGUGCACACCUUCACGCACCAAAUCCACACCCUCCGAUUCGGGCCGGAACUGCCGGUGAACCUCGCCGAGCGAGUGGGAACGAACGGAGUGCAGUGGACGCAGAACCACAUGAACCCCCUGGACGCCACCGAGCAAAAGACGGACGAGAAGGCAUUCAAUUACAUGUACUUUGUCAAAGUGGUAUCGACCACCUGGCUCCCGCUCGGAUGGAAACCCACAUGGACCGUCCUCGACAUCCCGCACGAGCUGGUCAAACUGGGUGGCUACGGCGUUGGAGACAAGGGCAGCAUUGACACGAAUCAGUACUCCGUGACUGCUCAUCACCGCGCCAUCGGCGGUGGGUCUGCCGAUGAUCAGGGACAUAAAGAGCGGUUACAUGCUCGAGGUGGCAUUCCGGGUGUCUUCUUCUCCUACGACAUCUCGCCCCUGAGAGUCAUCAACCGCGAAGUCCGAGCCUAUUCAUUCUCGGGCUUCCUGGUGGGAGUGUGCGCGGUGAUUGGAGGAACCUUGACGGUCGCUGCGGCAUUGGAUAGGUUGAUGUUCGAGGGGCAGCUCAGAGUGAAGAAGUCGCAUCAUUCAUAG